UUCUCAGUUAAGUUAUCAAUCGCAGCUCGCAUGAAAGGGAAAAAAAAGUGACAAGGGGGAAGAAAUGUGGCCGGCGGCGUGGACGAGGACGAGCAAGCUCCUAGGGCGGCUCGCCGGCGUCCGUCCAUCAAAAGGAUCCGGUCGCUCCUCCUCUGCGGGUGCCGCCGGAGAGAGCAAGAGUCAGAUCCGGAGGAAGAGGGUGGUGACCAUCGGUGCCCUGAGCCUGGCCGGGGGAGUCGCCCUCAGUGCCAUCAACGACCUCGCAAUCUUCCACGGAUGCACCACGAAGGCGCUCGACAAGGCUACCGACAACCCAGAGGUCGUACAAGCCAUUGGGCUGCCUAUAGCUAGAGGGCCAUGGUACGAUGCGUCCGUCGUUCUGGGUCAUCGCCGCCGAUCCGUGUCGUGCACGUUCCCGGUGACCGGCCCACGGGGGUCGGGAGUCUUUCACAUCGAGGCCAUCCGGAAUGGAGAGGAUGGCGUGCUUUCGUUUCUGCGCCACCACGACUGGGAGAUACUGGCCAUGGAUGCUCGCCUGGAACUGCAAGCACUACCUUCAGAUGAUGACGGCCAUCAGCGGCAACCACUCGUGAUGAACCUCGACCUGAUGACCAGCGCUGCUCAUGACGACGACAACGAGUGUAAGACUAGUAGUACUGCUGGUGGUGGGAAAAUCAGUUGAGAGUCGAGCCUUUCUUUUCUUUUCUUUUCUUGUUGUUGCGACAAAAGGAACGGAUAUAGAAAUUUGGUUUUGAUGGAGGUGGCAAUAAUAAUUGAAUUGAGCA
Hordeum vulgare subsp. vulgare (domesticated barley) is the source of this 785-nucleotide messenger RNA. RefSeq lists its product as uncharacterized. The transcript has 4 exons. The record is from RefSeq and is a predicted model, not a curated record. NCBI's taxonomy places the organism in Eukaryota, Viridiplantae, Streptophyta, Magnoliopsida, Poales, Poaceae. The coding region runs from base 65 to 682 and encodes 205 amino acids.